UUCACGUAUCUUAAAUGUUUGGUUAUAUUUUUAAAUGAUAAAUAAAAAUACAAUAGUGUUUUUGCUAGCUAGUACUUAGAAGUGAAGUUUAAUUUCAGUAGGUGCACGCAUAACCUUUAAAUUGUCUUCUUUUCUUUUAUCCACUGGAUCUUGUUGAAGAUUAAAAAAAUGUCGAGGAAAGGUGUUAGCGCUGAAGAGAAACGAAGCAGGAUGCUACAGUUAUUCCAUGAGAAAGGAGAAUGUUUCCAAUUGAAAGAACUUGAGAAAAUAGCACCGAAAGAAAAAGGUAUUAUAGCGAAUUCAGUUAAGGAUGUUGUUCAGAAACUGGUCGAGGACGGUUUAGUUGAAACGGAUAAAAUCGGUACUUCCGUGUAUUUCUGGUCAUUUCCAAGUAAAGCUAUUGGAACGAAAAAGAGAAAAAUAGGUGAACUUCAAAUCGAGUUAGAAGAAUCUAGUAAAAAAUUAAAAAUAAUGCAACAAACCAUAGAGCAAUCAAAAGAUUGCAAAGAUGAACAUAACACAAGGAACAAAGUCCUCGAUGAAAUCGGUGAUUUAGAAUUGGAGUUAAACGAACUUAAAAAGAAGUUGAAGACUUUCCAAGAAAAUGAUCAUGGAGCAUAUAAAUCUGUUUUAGAAAAUACAAACAAAUUAAAAGAUGCUGCUAACAGAUGGACAGACAACAUAUUUGCAACAAAAUCUUGGUGCAAGAAAAAGUUUUUUAUAGAAGACAGUGUUCUGAAUAAACAAUUUGGCAUUCCUGAAGACCUAGACUAUAUUGAAUAAAAACACUAAAUUUUUUUUAUAAAAGCCUUAUUUUUAUGUAGAAUAUACAUUUUAUUUUUA
Molecule: messenger RNA, 843 nt
Organism: Anoplophora glabripennis (Asian longhorned beetle)
Lineage: Eukaryota; Metazoa; Arthropoda; Insecta; Coleoptera; Cerambycidae
Product: meiotic nuclear division protein 1 homolog
Exons: 6
Coding region: 169-783 (204 amino acids)
Biological process (GO): reciprocal meiotic recombination
Cellular component (GO): nucleus
Molecular function (GO): double-stranded DNA binding
Source: RefSeq, a predicted model, not a curated record